Molecule: messenger RNA, 2100 nt
Organism: Octopus bimaculoides (California two-spot octopus)
Lineage: Eukaryota; Metazoa; Mollusca; Cephalopoda; Octopoda; Octopodidae
Source: RefSeq, a predicted model, not a curated record
GAGGGAGAGAGAGUCAGAAUUAGAGUAGAGCGAUAGGCCGAGAGAGAGAGAAGAUAGGGAGAAGAAAGAGGGAGAGAGAGGGAAAGUAAAGCGGAAGGCAGAGUGAGAGACGUGGGUUGAAGGGAGAGAGGAGAGAGAGAGGGAGGGGGUUAAUGAACGAGAGUAUUGUCUGUUAGCGUCAAGAUGACAACCACCCACAGCCAGAAAUUGAACCUGUCACGGCUGAGUCGCGGAGUAGGUGAAGUGGAAACAGGAAAAGGGAAUUCUUUGAUCAGUGUUUACCUGGAACCACAGGAUUACUUCAACUUGGUUCGGCGAUCAAAUAAAGGUUUUAGGUACCCUAAAGUUGCUCUUGAACCCUACCGGAAAUGUCCCUUAAACAACGGUAGCAACAACAAUAAGAACAGCAGUUGCACCACCACCACCACCAACAACAACAACAACAAUGUGGAAACGACGACCGAAGACCCUUUUAGAAAAUUUGUCAACAAUGAAAUUUCGUUGCCGAAAACAUUUACGACCCGUAAAGGGGCAUUACUGCUAUUCUCCGAAGACUUAGCGUUGAGAAACAAACAAUGGAAGAGGGUUCGAGACUCCAUGGAACAUCUGGAAGGGAACAACGAUAGAGAUGAAGAUGUAAGGGAGAAUGAGAGGAAGGAAGAAAGGAAAGAAAGGGACCCUGUAAAGGUUACACAAAAGAAGGAAUUCCGUAAGCAUCAUGUCGACAGGCAUAGAGAAGUUCAGACUGUCGGAGAGUUUGCUAAGACUAUUCUUGCUUUUGGAAACUCGCAUUCGAGUGAAAAAUAUGCUCGGCUCGUGACCAAAAUCGAUGACUUCCCGCGGCAAUUCCGUCCUGGGUUUUCAGCUAAACGCUAUUUGUCUAUUUGGAGCAAAUACUGGGACCAGUCUACUGUUGACGAAUUAGUGGCAGACGGUCACCUCCAGAGCAAACUAGCAACGACGUUGGAUCAAUUCCCAUCAUACUCUCGCAGCUCAUUCGAUGACAUUUCUUCACAACCCCUCCCUUAUCGACUCCUUCAUAACAUGUUGCGACCCCAUCCCUACCGUUAUACAUUUGCACACGUCUUGUGCAACGACUACGAGUUGAAACCAGACGUCUGCUGUUAUUGUUGCACCUCUAAUAAGACGACAGCGUUUCGAGACCUGCUCCCGCCGCUGUCACACCAUCACCAGCACCACCACCACUACCACCACCAUUACCACGACCAUGACCACCAAGAAGAAGUCACCUACCAGAAUUUGGACAAAGAACAACAGCAGAACAUUCUCACGGAUUAUAUUCUUCAGGCCACCGUAAACACAGCGUUCCAAUAUCAUCAUCAACAGCAUCAACAUCAACAUCAACAUCAUCAACAGCUGAAGUCAAUAUUGGCUACUCAGAACCAUAGCCGUUUUCGGUUCCAGCGUCCAGUUACCAAUCUGGCCGGUAAUGAGCGAUAUAUACCGAACCAACUCCAUGCAGGUCACAAGACUGCCAAAAGGACAUUCAGACAUGCAAGACUUGACGUGAACACUGGAAAAACUACAACAGAAGAUACAGGACAUUAUGGUCCGAUAGAAUCCGUGGAAUUUCCAGAACUAAAUCCUGUUAGAAACGCAGCAGCAGCCACUACCUAUUAUCCUACUACUGUUACUAUCCCUCCGGUACCAAACUAUACAACCAAGACAACUCUUACAGCUACUACUACUACUACUACGUCUAUGUCUACUAAUACUAUUACCCACCGGCUUAAUGGCGGUCGUAGUGGCGCUACUGCAAACGAGCACAUGACAAAGAAACACUUGGCGGAUGUUACAGCGUCUGAGGAGCGCUCAAUACCGACGUCACUCACAUUGCCUCUUAUACAACAGAAGCCAAAAAGCCUAGCUACAACGUCCACUUCUUGUGCUACUUCUGUCGUCUCUGUGGAUGCCGCUUUUCGUUCAGAAUACGAGAAUAACGGUAAGUGCGCCGUUUCGCAACUCCUGCACAAUACAACGACACCGGUUUCUUCUGUGGGUUCUCCACGCGGUAGAGCUGACAGGAUGCUGGCGUUAUUUAGCGGGCAUUUUUGUAGGAUGUGACAUUUCAGUGACAUU